This is a messenger RNA of Parasteatoda tepidariorum (common house spider), 1754 nucleotides long. It is a transcript of the gene Fip1, whose product is annotated as Factor interacting with poly(A) polymerase 1. Lineage: Eukaryota; Metazoa; Arthropoda; Arachnida; Araneae; Theridiidae. The record is from RefSeq and is a predicted model, not a curated record. Gene Ontology annotation, cellular component: mRNA cleavage and polyadenylation specificity factor complex.
AUUAUUUUUAAAUGAAUGGCAACUAAUAACUUUUGAUCACUCGAAAAAAGAUGGCGACAGAUGCACUCACAGAUGAUGAUGAUGCUUGGUUAUAUGGCGAUAAUAACUCUGAGGAACAACGUAAAGAAGAAAUAAAUGCUAUAUUUGAUCGAGCAACAGAAGAAUUAGUUCCUGGAGAAGAAAAUUCAAUCACUACUAAUGGAGACCUUGAACCGAAGCCACCGGGUUCUGGCGAUAAUGAUAUUAUUUUACCUGAUGAUGAUCAAAAGUCGAAAGAGAAUGAUGAAGAAAAAGAUUCGGAUGAAGAUGAAGACUCGGAUGAUGAUGUCCAGGUUACUAUUGGUGAUAUAAAUACUGAACCUUCUUCAGUUUAUCCUUAUGGUGGAACUCCUGUGAAUCUUAACAUUAAGAGGGGAGGAGCAUUCAGCAGUGGUGCUGGUAUAGCAGGAGGAAAAACUAAAGGAAUUGAUUUGGAUACUGUUGGUCUCAUCAAUGGAGUUUCUUUGUAUGAAUUCAACUUAGAUACUAUUGAAGACAAGCCAUGGAGAAAGCCUGGUGCUGAUAUUACUGAUUAUUUUAAUUAUGGAUUUAAUGAAGAUACAUGGAAAGCUUAUUGUGAAAAACAGCGUAAAUUGCGUGUUGAUAACCAUGCCGCUCCAAAGAUGGUGCAGAUCAUACCUGGAAAAGAUCAACAAAUUCCUAUUGCUACUGUAAAUGAAAACAGUAAAUACUCUGGCAUAAGUGCUGCAAUUAAGAAAGCUGGUCCUCCUCCUGGCAGAAGAAUGUCUGGAAGUAUUGAUGUCAUUUGUGGGGCUACUAACUCAAGGCGGUCUGGCAAUGCCAAGGAAAAUGUCAUACAGGUAAUCGGUAGUUAUGAAGGAACAUCAUUGCCUCCAGGUUUACCUCCAACACAUUUACCACCACCAUUUAUACCCCCAAAUUUAUCAGUACCUCCGCCUGGUUUACCACCUGGUAUACCCCCUCCUAACAUUCCACCGCCACCAGGCACUUUACCGGGUCAUGUGCCACCUUUUCCUGAUUUGUAUGGCAAUCCAAUUUUUUCACAGCCGCCACCUCCCGUACCUGGUGUCAAUGUGGAUUCCAAUUCUCAAUAUGAUGAACAAUUCUUUACCGGUAGCUCACGCAAUUUUGACAACAACUCAGAAUCCCAACAUAGCUGGACUAAUUCACCUCAUCGUGAUAGAGAUCGUGACAGAGAAAGAGACAGGGAUCGAGAUAGAAAUCGUGAUAGGGAUAGAGAUAAGGAUAGAGAGCAUUACUGGGAUGACAGGGGUCGUGAUCGACCUCCUGGUCGCAUUCCCACAACUGAAGAUGAUUAUAAGAGAAGGGAUAGAGAUGAGUAUGAUAGGAGGCGUUACCGAGAUUAUCGCGACCGUAGGGACAAAGACCGCUAUGACCGAGAGUAUGACCGCGAUCAUUAUGAUAGGGACAGAGACAGGGAUCGUGAUCGAGACAGCCGUGAACGGGAUCGAGAUCGCAGACACAGAGAUCAUAAGGAUAGAGAGGAUCGUCAUAAGGAAAGAUCAUCUCGUCGCCGUCAUCAUCAUGAAGAUGAGGAAGAGCACCAUUCGUCGUCCUCCCGGCAUAAGCACAAGAAGACCAAGCGCGAGAAAGAUGAUGCCGCCAAUCCUACUCAAGAGGGUUCAGAGAGCCAAACACAACCAGAGAAUGAAGAAGAAGAAGAAACUAAAUAAGAAAAAUUCUUCAUUUUCUGUUUAAUUAGUUUAGCAAAU